UAUUACGCAGAAGUAAACAGUGGUCUUAGUUUGAAGUUGAAGUUAAUAUGGCUGCCGAUAGCAAAGCCCUCGAGUUAUUGUUUCAACGUCCUUUGGAACCUGUCUUUACUUCAAGAGACAAUGGCAAGGCUGCCUUGGAUUUACCCGACAGUUACUACACCGAACGUUAUAGUGGAUCCAAUGUGGAAUUGCAAAGUCGCUUCGGAGACAAUGUCGAAAUUAAGAUUCCAUUGCGCGACAUUCCCCAGAAGCCUGAUCUAGCCUUUGCCAGAACUAUCGGCAGAAGACAACAAUUCUCGUUAUUUCAAGAUCACCAUAAGAAGGUUGCCAGCCAACUUAUAACAAUGUACAUGGAUUGUCCCGAUGUUCAAAGUUUUGCCUCAUUGUGUGCAUACACCAAGGACCGCAUUAAUCCUAUGUUGUUCCAGUACUGCUACUCAGUGGCCAUACAACAUCGUCGUGAUACCCGCAAUGUUCAAGUGCCACCAGUUGCGGAAACAUUCCCCUCCAAUUUUGUAGAACCGUCAUUGCUGCAGGAUGCUCGUGAAGAGGCUUCCCUAAUACCGGAUCAAAACCAACGUACCCCUAUUGAAAUUCCCAGAAAUUAUACUGCCUCGGAUCGUGAAGACGAGCAACGUGUUGCCUAUUUCCGCGAGGACAUCGGUGUGAAUAUGCACCACUGGCACUGGCAUUUGGUUUACCCCACUGAGGGACCUCGUGAGAUUGUUGCCAAAGAUCGUCGCGGUGAAUUGUUCUACUACAUGCAUCACCAGAUCCUGGCUCGCUACAAUGCUGAGCGUUUCUGCAAUAAUUUGAAACGGGUGGAAGUAAUGAACAACUUGCGCGCUCCAAUUCCCGAGGGCUAUUUCCCCAAGCUGUUGAGCAGUGUGAACAAUCGUACAUAUCCUGCGCGUACAUCCAACACUGUCUUGCGCGAUAUGAAUCGUGAGAAUAAUGUCCUCGAAAUAGCUGAUUGUGAAAGAUGGCGUGAUCGCAUUUUGGAAGCCAUUGACAAGGGUUACGUUGAGGACGCUUCGGGUAAACGCAUUGGUUUGGAUGAAGUCAAAGGCAUUGACAUUUUGGGAGAUUUAGUUGAAGCUUCAUCACUUUCGGCUAAUCGCCUUUACUAUGGAAAUCUCCAUAACAUGGUUCACAAUCUCAUAUCUUACGCCCAUGAUCCAGAUUCGCGGCAUCUGGAAGAGUAUGGUGUGAUGGGUGAUGUCACCACCGCCAUGCGUGAUCCCGUGUUCUAUAAAUGGCAUGGUUAUUUGGAUACUAUCUUCAAUAAAUUCAAGGGUCUGUUGCCUCCCUACAAUGCCAAUGAACUGAACAACCAGGGCAUCACCAUUAAUAAUAUUGAGACAAAAAUCAGCUCUAGCAACUCUAACUCUGCUCCCAAUGUUCUUUUGACUUACUGGCAAAAAUCCAAUGUAGACAUUGCUGCUGGUCUUGACUUUGGCCCUAAUGGUAGUGUCUACGCCAGUUUCACUCAUCUGCAGCAUGCGCCAUUUGAGUACGUUUUUCAGGUGACCAAUGCUAAUGGCAGCAAUAAGAAGGGAACAUGCCGCAUAUUCUUGUGCCCCAAGACCAAUGAGACUGGAGCUCCACUAAGCCUGGAAGAACAGCGUGUAUUGGCCAUAGAAAUGGAUAAAUUUACUGUAAAUCUGGUUCCUGGCAAGAAUACUAUUCGUCGUCGUUCGGAUGAAUCCUCUGUAACAAUUCCUUUCGAAAGAUCCUUCCGCAAGGUGGGUCAAAUCCAUCAACCCAAGGAUGCCAGUGCAUUGGCCAAUUUCCAAUUCUGUGGUUGUGGUUGGCCUCAGCAUUUGCUUGUGCCCAAAGGCAAACCCGAAGGUAUGGCCUUUGACUUGUUUGUCAUGAUUUCCGAUUAUGCCAAUGAUUCUGUACAACAAACCAACAACAGCCCCGAUACUUGUGGUGAUUCCUAUUCCUUCUGUGGCUUGAAAGACAAGAAAUAUCCAGAUAGACGUACCAUGGGCUUCCCAUUCGAUAGACGCUUACCAGCAAAUAACCUGGAAGCCUUGGCCUCAUCCUUCUCAAAUCUGAAAAAGACUGAUGUCAAAAUCAUUUUCAAUGAUCGUGUUGUAAUUAAGCAAUAACGUGAUAAAUGUCUUCCCUUGUACUUUUGAUAACAAAUAAAUGAUUCAGCUUUAUUGAGAGCAAAA
Stomoxys calcitrans (stable fly) is the source of this 2183-nucleotide messenger RNA. Its product is annotated as phenoloxidase 1-like. Gene Ontology annotation, molecular function: oxidoreductase activity. NCBI's taxonomy places the organism in Eukaryota, Metazoa, Arthropoda, Insecta, Diptera, Muscidae. Bases 48 to 2117 code for a protein of 689 amino acids. The record is from RefSeq and is a predicted model, not a curated record. The transcript has 7 exons.